CCAGCCUCAAUCAUACUUCAAUGGAAGCCAAACGGGCACGUUUUGAAGCAGAUAAGACUGGGUGCAAAAAGGAAUCGCCACCACCGCAUCAAGGCAAACGGAAAAAAUGCUGGCCGGGCCUUGCCCUCCAAGCGCCGUCACUCACCACGACUUCUCGAUUUCUAUCGUUGGGCAUUGCCGGCGUACAACAGCUCAUGGCGGCCGUUCUCGGCGGCGGCCACUUACGUCUCCCAUUAGAGCGUCGCAAGAGGGUAGCCCUUUGCAGUUUCGGAAGCUCGGCGAUUCUGAGCUCGAAAUCAGCGAAAUAACAAUGGGAACCAUGACAUAUGGGCAGCAGAACACAGAGAAGGAAGCUCAUGAGUUGCUAAGCUAUGCAUUUGAUCGGGGAAUCAACAUUCUAGAUACGGCAGAGGCUUAUCCAGUCCCAAUGAAGAAGGAGACAAAUGGGAGGACAGAUCUAUAUAUAGGCCGUUGGAUGAAAUCAAGGCCACGUGAGAAGGUAAUAUUAGCUACCAAGGUUUGUGGUUACUCCGAGCAAGCUACUUACAUUCGUGAUAAUGCACAAGUCUUGCGAGUUGAUGCUACAAAUGUGAAGGAGAGUGUAGAAAAGAGUCUUAAGAGACUGUCCACUGAUUACAUUGAUUUGCUUCAAAUACAUUGGCCAGAUCGAUAUGUUCCAUUAUUUGGUGAAUUUGCGUACAAUUAUGACAAGUGGAGACCAAGUGUGCCAUUUGCUGAACAACUCGGGGCUUUUCAGGAACUCAUCAAUGAUGGAAAGGUACGUUAUAUCGGAGUAUCAAAUGAAACGUCAUUUGGCGUCAUGGAGUUUCUCAAUGCAGCAAAGAUCGGAGGACUCCCAAAAAUCAUUAGCAUUCAGAACAACUACAGCUUGCUUGUUAGGUGCCGAUUCGAAGUUGAUCUUAUUGAAGUGUGCCACCCCAACAACUACAACAUAGGAUUUCUUGCUUUUUCUCCAUUGGGUGGUGGAAAUCUGAGUGGAAAGUAUUUAGACCAAAAUUCUGAAGCUGCAACAAAGGGCAGGCUUAACCUCUUCCCAGGCUACAUGGCAAGAUAUAAAAAUUCAUUAUCAAAGGAAGCUACUGAAUUAUAUGUUCAACUGGCCAAGAAACAUGGCCUCACCCCAGUCCAACUAGCUCUAGCGUUCGUACGAGACCGCCCCUUUGUGACCAGUUCAAUCAUCGGCGCGACCUCACUUGAUCAGCUCAAAGAAGACAUUGAUGCAUUUAUAUCGACUCCUAGACGAUUGCCGCCAGAAGUUGCGGAUGACAUAGAGCUCAUCUUUAAAAGAUACAAGGAUCCAUCAAUCUUAUGAUGACAUGAAUUUGCAUUGUCAGCUAAAUUUAACUUUCCCUAACAUGGUUGUCAAUUGAUGGUUUCCUGAGAAUGGCUGCACAUACAAAAUGAGAUUUUUAAGGAUUUCAAUUUUUUUUUUCCUUUCAUUUUUAAGGGUUUAGAAGUCCAUGUUGUUGAAGAAAAUCUUGUUUAUAUAUCAAUUUAUAAAGGAUCAUAAUACAUGGCAUG
Phalaenopsis equestris is the source of this 1542-nucleotide messenger RNA. RefSeq names its product protein tas. The transcript has 8 exons. Gene Ontology annotation, molecular function: oxidoreductase activity. The coding region runs from base 107 to 1333 and encodes 408 amino acids. Lineage: Eukaryota; Viridiplantae; Streptophyta; Magnoliopsida; Asparagales; Orchidaceae. The record is from RefSeq and is a predicted model, not a curated record.